AUGCUCCGCCAAAACCACCUGCUUCGUUCCGCCACCUACCUACCACCUUCAUCCCACGAUCCUGGAAGCUUCGAGUCCCUUCCACCCACCGUUUCGACGCACUUCCAUUGUCGCGGCCAUAUUUAUACUGCCCCGAAGCUAGUCGCUCUACGCAUCGGUGGCCGCAAUCGCCAUGCUGGCCCAUUUCCGCACGGCAGACAUUCGCAACUUGUCGCCAUGUCGUUGAUCCCAUACCAGCCUCAAGAGGGCCGCGAGAUUGUGCUACGACAUCGCAAUGCGAUCGUUGUUCGCGAUCCCAGCUCGCAGCGCCUGGAGAUUCGUGGCCACCCCGAAUGCCCUACAUGUCACCGCCCGCUAGGACCAACACCGCCGGAGCAUUCGUUCGAUCACCCGUUUGACGUCGACCCAGAAUCAUAUGUUGAUCCGGGCUACUUUCGGAUGCUUCGCGCAGGGCAUACCGACUCGACCGCACCCGAUCACGCAGCGUCGGGUCUUAUUCGCAGACUGUUUCGCCCUGCGCCAGGGAGCGAAGGCUCGGCGUCGCGGGGUUCGUCCGCCGUAGAUGAUGACGCUGAGUUCAUCUCCAGUGCUCCGGGCGUAUCACAAUCGGAGGCGGGGCCCAGCACACCAGUUCCAGAAUCACGGCGGUACCACUCUCGCAGCCUCAGCGUUCCCAAGAACGAUAGCACAGCAUGGCCAGCCUCAGCUCAGGAUGAAAACGGCUUGCAAGAUGGCUCUGUCUUUGGUGAAGCGGUACCAGAAUCUACCAAUGCAAUGGUCAAAACCAUUAGCCAAAAUGGACACCACAGCCACAACAAUCAUACUCUCCAGUCAGUUGAGCAAAGAAACCCUUCUAUACACACAAAUGGCCAUGCGCACCCCGACGGGCCUCUCCUCCUCGCGCCACCUCCCUCAGAAAUGGCCACAAUACCGCACGGAGCAGCGCUUCUUUUGAUACGCUUUUGCACCAUGAUAGGCGCCGACCCAGACUCUGUAAAGUAUUUUGGUCGCCUUAGUCUGUUUCUCAUAAAGCUUGCUACCCUAGUUCGUCCAUGCUGGCCAUACAUGGUCAAUCUCGAGGUGAGUGCGCCUCUUGUGCUGCUGGCCGUUCUGGACCUGGGGCUCCCCACCAGCACUAGCACUACCCGCACUCGACGUCCUAGCCACAGCGAACUCGUGACGAGUUUGUUUCGUCAGACGGGGUUGAAAACAAGGCUUUUGUUUCUUGCAUUGCAUUUGGGAGUAAUCUGGCUGGCCGGCCACUGGCAAGCUCUUUGCGUUGCUGUUUCCCAUGAUGAAUGGGCUCAAUGGUAG
Molecule: messenger RNA, 1314 nt
Organism: Trichoderma gamsii
Lineage: Eukaryota; Fungi; Ascomycota; Sordariomycetes; Hypocreales; Hypocreaceae
Product: calcium-dependent protein kinase
Exons: 4
Coding region: 1-1314 (437 amino acids)
Source: RefSeq, a predicted model, not a curated record